Molecule: messenger RNA, 883 nt
Organism: Panicum hallii
Lineage: Eukaryota; Viridiplantae; Streptophyta; Magnoliopsida; Poales; Poaceae
Product: thioredoxin F, chloroplastic-like
Exons: 3
Coding region: 107-658 (183 amino acids)
Source: RefSeq, a predicted model, not a curated record
UCCUUUCAAGCUCACCCACUCGUCCGUCGCCGCCGCUGCUGUAAGCUCCCUCUCCUAUCAGACUCACCACCCAGUUGGCAGCUACCCUCCAAAGCUCUAGCAACCAAUGGCUUUACGCCUCUCCAUCUCCUCGUCUCACGGGCCGGCCUCCUCGCCGGCCAUCUCCACAUGCCGGCCGGGCGCCUGCAGGCGCUUCCCAGCCUUGCUUGGUGGCUCGGCAGCGUCCCAGAAGAGGAGCCUGACGGUGAUGACAGGCUCUGAGAUGAGGGGAGUGACCUCCGUGCGGUCGAGCAGCUUGGAGACGACGUCGGUGGGAGCUGAGGCAGUUACCGGACAGGUCACGGAGGUGAGCAAGGACACCUUCUGGCCAAUCGUCAAGGCAGCAGGAGACAAGGUUGUUGUCCUUGACAUGUACACUCAAUGGUGCGGCCCUUGCAAGGUGAUGGCACCAAAAUUCCAGGAGAUGUCGGAGAAGAACCUCGAUGUUGUUUUCCUCAAGCUCGAUUGCAACCAGGACAACAAGCCUCUUGCGAAAGAGCUUGGCAUAAAGGUUGUGCCAACAUUCAAGAUUCUCAAGGAUGGGAAGGUUGUCAAGGAGGUUACUGGUGCCAAGAUCGAUGAAUUAGCUCAUGCCAUCGAGACAGUGAAGUCAAGCUGAGAAAUACCCUGAAAAAUGUUCACGAAUUAGUAUGUCAUCAGUAGUGUACACAAUGAAUGGGCCGCGCCCUUUUGUGGAAGUGGAUACUCAACGUUCAGGGAAAAAAAUGUUAUUCUAGUUCUUCUGCUUAUGAUUUAUCAGUCAUCAAGACCAAUAUACACUCAUUCAUGUCGAGUGCUCACUGUAAAUAAUAAUUUUGCUUCAUGAGGAUACUGCUUUCUGAUA